Molecule: messenger RNA, 2076 nt
Organism: Paramacrobiotus metropolitanus
Lineage: Eukaryota; Metazoa; Tardigrada; Eutardigrada; Parachela; Macrobiotidae
Product: cytochrome P450 2J4-like
Exons: 5
Coding region: 265-1824 (519 amino acids)
Biological process (GO): xenobiotic metabolic process
Cellular component (GO): cytoplasm; intracellular membrane-bounded organelle
Molecular function (GO): iron ion binding; oxidoreductase activity, acting on paired donors, with incorporation or reduction of molecular oxygen, reduced flavin or flavoprotein as one donor, and incorporation of one atom of oxygen; heme binding
Source: RefSeq, a predicted model, not a curated record
CUGACUUGCAGCUGCUGCAUGUCGUUGACAAGCAAAUGAAGCAGUAGGCCCGGUUAUAGUCCACGCCGAUAACAUAUAAUCUGCCUGCCAGUUUCGUAGGUUUCUUAGGUUUCUUAAUGCAUCUGUAGUGUCACUGUCAACGCACCCUACAUCCGCGGCAGUCUUCUUGAUGAAAUUGACAAAUAAAUAAUCCAUUCACUGCGCCCAUUAACAGGCAUUCUCUUAUUACCUUGCCCGAUUAUAUAAUCGGCAGUCGUGCGUGCAAUGUUGACGACGGUCAGUGUGUUGGUGGGGAGCGCGGCCUUCCUGGCGGCGGUGCUGUACUUCUUGCAGCGCUGGAGCAGCUCGGCGCCACGGCGGCCGCCCGCGGGCGGAGUGCUACCGCCGCAACCACCGGGCUGGCCGCUGCUCGGCAACCUGACGCUGAUGCUCAGCCGCCAACGCCACCGCCUCAUCCAGGCGGCCGGCAGCCAACUGGGCGGCUGCAUGACCCUCAAAGUCGGACCCAGGCGCUCGGUGUGGAUUACAUCGUACGAGUACUUCCGGGAGGCCGUCAUCAACCACGCCUGGGAGUUUGCCGGACGCCCAGCGGAAAUGGCCGAUCCGGAAAUUAGUAACGAACUCGGCAUCGCGGCCAGCGGCGUCAGCGAGCCGGAGCGGGAGAUCCGCAAGUUCACGCUGAUCAGUCUGCGCAGCUUCGGCUUCGGCAAGUCCAGCAUGCAGGAGACGAUGCUGCGCGAGGCCGACGAGCUGGUCAGCGCCUUCCGCCGCCACUGCUCCACCGCCUCUGAGGGGCGGUUGUCCCAGCCCCGCCCCUUCAACCCCCGCAGUCCGCUGGCCAACGCCGCCGCCAACGUCAUCUGCUCGGUGCUGAUGGGCAACAACUUCCAGCAGGGCGACACCGACUUCCGCGUCCUCAGCGACGACUUGACGGAGGCCAUCAAAAAGGUCAUGCUCACCCAGCAGGCUCGCUCCUUUCCCCUCCUGCGCCUCUUUGUCAAUCGCGGCAUCAAGACCGCCAACGACACCUUCCGGCGCACACACGCCUUCUUGAAAUCCAUCGUUGCGGACCACGUCGAGCAGCACCAGCCGGGAAUGCCGCGCGACUUCGUGGACGACUGGUUCGACAAGGCGGCCGACGAGGCGGCGAAGGCCGGUGAUAAACCGCAAGGGAAACCGGUGUUCCGUGCUGAACACUUGCCGACGGUGCUGAUGGAUCUCUUUAUCGGCGGUUUCGAGACGACCACGACGACCUUCCAGUGGAUCUUCCUGAUGUUGCUGCACAACCCGGACGCACAGACCAAGAUCCACGAGGAAAUGGAGCGCGUUCUGGGGUCCCGUUCGUCCACUUCCGGUCAGCAGGUGACGUUGGAGCAGCGCGACGCGCUGGUGUACACGGAGGCGGUCAUUCUGGAGACGCUGCGCAAGUACCCGCUCAUCCCCUUCGCCAUACCGCACCUGUGCACGCAGACCACCAAGCUGGGCGACUACACCAUUCCCCAAGGGACGCAGGUGAUGCUGCACCUGUUCUCCAUCCACCACGACCCGGCGCUCUUCCCCGAGCCGGAGCGCUUCCUGCCCGAGCGCUUCCUCGGGGCGGACGGCCGCCUGUCCGUCCCGGAGCAGUUCGUGCCCUUCUCGGCGGGCCGGCGCUCCUGCAUCGGGGAGCAGUUGGCGCGCAAGGAGCUCUUCCUCUUCUUCGCCAACAUUAUGCUCAACUUCUCCAUCCUCCCUGCCGCGGAAGGGCAACUGCCGUCGCUCAACGAGAACGACGGCAUCGUCAUGUACCCCGAUCCCUACGAAAUCAUCCUGCAGGAGCGCUGAGCACUGAACAGUACCGGUCUCGCAUCCAAGAUUUUGCAAAAUAUGUUGUUUGUACAACGUGCAGUAUAAUACGUAUUAUGUUCUGCUAAAAGCAGUAGCAAUAAUGCCGCUUUCGACAGGCAGUAGAACGGGUGGACUGGUCGGCUGGUUAGCGGACGGCCGGCAUGUCACAUGACCAGUCGGUAAAGCCUGCAUUAUACCUGGUUUAUUUGAAUUAACAGAACAGUUACCAAAAACAACUCAGUGUCAUUA